UCUUAAACAUAAACCAGAGGGUUUUGGGAACGAUUCAUCUUCUUCCCCUUUGCUACGAAAUUGAAAUUGAGACUCGAUUCUUUAAUACUUGCUGGCAAAUGUUACAUAGCCUCAUACGAUGAAUCGUCUUUCUUUUAAUCAUGUUCGUUUGCAAUAUCCUGAUUAAACCCUAGAAGCUUUCAGAUUUUCGAAAAUGGCAACGGAACAAGAUACGUCAUACCAAAUGCUAGAAUCAUCUCUCCUCCCUGAUUGUUUGUCUCUGUCUCCGUCUCCAUCGGCGAAAAUGGAGCAAUCUGCAAGGAAAAAGCACACAUUGUGCAAGCCAGACUGGUCUCUGCUCCCUGAAGAGUUACUCCACUAUAUCUCCACCAAGCAUCUGGAAGAUCACUGUUUCGAUGUUGUCCAUGCUCGCUCUGUUUGCAGCUCGUGGAGAUCUUCAUUUCCAUUUCCUUCUUGCCUAUUACGUCCACGUUACUCUCUUCCAUCGCUACCCAAGUUCGGUUGGAAAAGAAAGGAAUUGUGCAUCCUCGAGAAGACCCCUAUGUUCCUGUUUAAAGUCCUAGAUACCACUGCUGCUUCUGCGUUGCCUUCUGAGUAUUUUAUGGGAGAUUUAAGCCGAGAUAAUCGUUUGGAGCUACCGUCUCAUCUUCAGUGUUCAGUUAAAGUGAAUGUCUCAGGAUCUAAUCCAUUCUUGAUGAACAUGCUUGACUGCCAAAUCCUCCCACUAGGGUAUCAGUACAGAAUGGUCGGUCGGAAUCCUGAAGAAAUGACGAUAGCUUUUCUUCCACUAAACAAGGAUGAAGGAGGAGAAGCAGGAGAAGAGUUUGUUGUGCUUCUCAGCUACUCUAGUUAUUUACUGAUGUUGACAAGUGCUGAAAUGAGGUGGAUGUGGCUUUCGAAUAUCCCAAAUGCUUCAUGCUCGGAGUUAGUCACUUUUCGAGGCAGAUUUUAUUUAGCCUUUCUUAACGGGGACAUUUGCGUUUUCGAUCCUUGUUCGCUUGAAGCGACUGACCUGAUGCCCUCACAGCCUCUGCGAUCAAGCAAUUAUCUGAUUUCAUCUGGCAAUGAUGAACUUUUUUUGGUUGAGAUAAUCGGGCCGUAUCCUUUGGGAUUAGCUUUUGGUCGAUUCACAUGUAGAGUCAGUCGGCUAGAUGAGGAGGCUAGUAAAUGGGUGGAGGUUCGCGAUUUGGGAAACCGUGCAUUGUUUAUUGGACUGCUGGGAAAUAGCUCGUGCUCGGCUAAGGAGCUUCCUGAUGGUUGUGGUGUGAGUAAGAACUCGAUUGUCUUCACCUUUGGGCCGUGCAAUGUAUCUUACAUCUAUAAAUAUGGAGUACAUACAGGAAACACGGAAGACGACCUCAAUUGGUGGAGAUGCGCAAGUGAGAGUCGUGUGAAUAUCUUCUACACGAAGUCAUAAAAUCUACCUUUGGAUCUACCCAAGAGUCUUAAGACAUCUAUUGGUUUUGGUUUGGUAAAGAUAUAGUGUCACGGACACAUGCUGAAGAUCAAGAUCACUCGAGAUUCAAGUCUUUGUUAAAUAAAUUGGAAACACAGUAGCGUAUAGAAAUUGUUGUCUCAUGAACUCCUCAAACAGUGUCUAGCUUUGUUGUCAUAUGUUUUGACAUAAUAAGUAUUAAGUAUGAUUAGAUUACCAUUAUUA
Capsella rubella is the source of this 1660-nucleotide messenger RNA. Its product is annotated as F-box/kelch-repeat protein At1g64840. The coding region runs from base 194 to 1417 and encodes 407 amino acids. Lineage: Eukaryota; Viridiplantae; Streptophyta; Magnoliopsida; Brassicales; Brassicaceae. The transcript has 2 exons. The record is from RefSeq and is a predicted model, not a curated record.